Chrysemys picta bellii (western painted turtle) is the source of this 2170-nucleotide messenger RNA. RefSeq lists its product as uncharacterized. The record is from RefSeq and is a predicted model, not a curated record. Lineage: Eukaryota; Metazoa; Chordata; Testudines; Emydidae.
AGAGAACCACAGAGUCUGUCUGCAUCUAGCUGCUCCAGGAGCAAACUCCCGGUGUGCUUUACAACUGGGCUCUCGCUUCUGUGCUGGGAGAGGCCUUGCAAAGUCCAUCUCUCCAGCCCUAAGAUUUUUUAAAACAAAUCGCCUCCAUGUUAAACUGGGAGCAGUCAGAGAGCUCCAGCCUCCAGUUAGGUUUUGUAAAUAUAUAUUUACCAAGGAGCAUCCGGAGAAAUAUUUGUCUGUACAUGGGGGGGGGGGGGAGGGAAUCAACUUCCCUGCAGCCUUUGCAACCCCAACAUCGCAGCGGAGUGUCUGAAAACCAGAAGGGGAAACUGACUAGGGGCCCAGGCAAGGAAAGUCCUGGUGUCUGAACAGUGUCCCUUGACUUUCUGCCGGCGCUGCCCGGGUCCCUGGGAGGUGGCUGUGACCGAGAACCAGCAGAUGGAGCUCAGCUUGCGAGACACCUUUUCCUUCCCUCGCCGGCGCUGUGACCCCGCAAGCCGCUCCGCCAGUUCACUUCCUGCGGAGGUCGGGCUCUGAAUUUGAAAAUGCAGGAGUCGUUGGUGCUGCUGUUGUACCUGGGGAGGAAAAGGAGGGCCGGCCCCCAGCGGGAGAUGGCUGCCCGCGGGGACGAGGCGCAGCGGGCAGCCUGGCUCCGGCAGUACUACACGCAGCGGCAGAAGCGGCUGAUGACGCUCCUGAUUGCCCGUCGAAGGAGAUCCAGCUGUUACUUCCACCCACGCGCAUGGCCCAGCUUCCGGAACGCUGACUGGUGGGAACGGGUGGUCCUGAAAGACUUCCAGCCUCGGGACUGGCUGGAGAAAUUCCGAAUGUCCAAGGAGACCUUCUUCUAUGUCUGCAACCAGCUGCGACCCAAGCUGUCCCACCCGAGUACCCAGCCCCAACCAGUGCUGCCUCUGGAGCAGCGGGUAGCCGUGGCCAUUUGGCACCUGGCCACCAAUGUCGAGUACCAGACAAUCAGCCCCCUCUUUGGGGUGGGUCCCUCCACUGUGCAGAACUGCGUCAAGGAGGUCAGCUAUGCCAUUGUGCUGCUGCUGAAGCCGCUCUACCUCCGGCUGCCCAGCGAGCAGGAGCUGGAGAACAUGGUGCGGAUCUUCAGUGCCCGCUGGGGAUUCCCACACUGCAUCGGUGCCUUGGACAGCCUCCAUGUCCCCAUCCACGCCCCUGCGCACCUCGGUGCCGACUACUGCAACAGCCAGGGCUGGCAUUCUGUCCUCACGCAGGCGACGGUGGAUGGGCUGGGUCAGUUCUGGGACAUCUGCGCCGGCUUCCCUGGCAGCAUGGAGAACAGCACCGUCCUGGAAAACUCCAGCUUGUGGGUGUUAGCCAGGGAGGGCCGCCUCUUCCCAACCCCUCUGAAACAUUUCAUGGGGAGGGCACAAAAGUACGUCCUGUUGGGAGAUGCCUCUUACCCACUGCGGGAAUGGAUCCUCAAGCCUUACCCAGAAGACGGCACCCUCACCCCACAGCAGCUCCAGUUCAACUAUCGCCUGAAGCGAGCCCACAGUGUGAUCGAGAAUGCCUUCCUGCGCCUCAAGGCCCGGUGGCAGUUCCUCCUGAAAUGUGACGACUGCAGCCUGGACCUGCUGCCCACGGUCAUACUCGCCUGUUGCACCCUGCACAACGUGUGUGAGGCCCACGACAGCCCCUUCAAUGAGGAGUGGCUAGAGGUGAUAGAGCCCGCCGAGUUCUCAAAGCCCUGCCAGCCUGCGCCCAUGUCCAUGGACGACAGCAGCGCCGAGGAAGUGCGAGAGCUGAUGUGCGAAUACUUUGAAAGCUACGGAGAAGGCUGAUUGCUACAAAGCAAUGCCGCAUGCUCUCCAGCUCUCAAACUUUCAGUAACUCUAGUACACCUAACGUUGCCCCAGCAAUCAAAGGCUACUGAAUGGGGACUGCGCGCUGUCACAUACUGCAAAGCCUUUUCCGUGGAAUAAAGGUGGCUUGGGGGAUUGGUAAGGAGUCAGCCCUUCCCAGCUCAGCCACCAGUUCCAGUCCAGAGGAGGUCGGCCGUGUUUGCUAAAGCAGUCUUUGCCUUGGUGCUGUCAGGCAAUGGGAUGGAUUUCAUGCCUUUGUAAUCUGCCAGGGUUUAGACGAUCUUGUGUCGUGGUCUGUGAGAUGUAAAUAAAACAGGGGGUCUAGGUUUGGACAAAAA